This is a messenger RNA of Sebastes umbrosus (honeycomb rockfish), 1406 nucleotides long. It is a transcript of the gene lypla1, whose product is annotated as lysophospholipase 1. Gene Ontology annotation, molecular function: carboxylic ester hydrolase activity; palmitoyl-(protein) hydrolase activity. The coding region runs from base 270 to 968 and encodes 232 amino acids. The record is from RefSeq and is a predicted model, not a curated record. Lineage: Eukaryota; Metazoa; Chordata; Actinopteri; Perciformes; Sebastidae. The transcript is spliced from 9 exons. Gene Ontology annotation, biological process: protein depalmitoylation. Gene Ontology annotation, cellular component: cytoplasm.
CGGAAGGGGCGGGGGCGGGACUACAGAGCUUGUCACAGUGCAGGUGGAGAGCAGUGUGAUCUGGAGGUGGAUUAUUUACAACAAAUUCAACUACUAAAUAAGAAGUUAAACGACUGACUGGUGGUAAUACGAAGCGGUGGCAUUUUGACCUCCAUCUCCGGUCUACAUUCGUCCUUUAACUGUUUGUUAUUUGACAGCUAGAGUCGGAUAAACAUCGACAGCAGCUAACAGCAGCUACCAAGUCUGUAGAUCAGCUGCCUCAGCGCUGCAUGUGCGGCAAUAACAUGUCUGUGCCUUUACCUGCCAUCGUGCCUGCUGCAAGGAAAGCCACUGCUGCGGUGAUAUUUCUGCAUGGCCUCGGUGAUACGGGGCAUGGCUGGGCCGAAGGUCUCGCAGGCAUCAGGCUACCACAUGUGAAAUACAUCUGUCCACAUGCUCCCACCAUGCCUGUUUCUGCCAACAUGAGAAUGUCAAUGCCUGCUUGGUUUGAUAUCUACGGGUUGAGCCCAGAUGCAGCUGAAGAUGAGGCUGGUAUUAAAAGAGCGUCGGAGAACAUUAAAGCCUUGAUAGACCAAGAAGUGAGGAAUGGAAUUCCUUCACACAGAAUCGUCCUGGGGGGAUUUUCACAGGGUGGAGCGUUGUCUCUCUACACGGCUUUGACGACUCAGCAGAAGCUAGCCGGCGUGGUCGCUAUGAGCUGCUGGCUCCCUCUACGCAAAUCCUUCCCUCAGGCGUCUGCCAACUGCGUUAACAAGGACAUGCAUGUCCUACAAUGCCACGGGGACGCCGACCCCCUGGUGCCCUUUAUGUUUGGCAGCCAGACAGCGGAGAAGAUGAAAAGCCUCAUCAACCCAGCCAACGUCACCUUCAAGACGUAUCGGGGUCUACCUCACAGCGCCUGUCCGGAGGAAAUGGUGGAUGUCAAACGAUUCAUAGAGAAGUAUCUUCCUCCCAUCAGCGAGCUGUGAACUUGGGAGCAGCCGCACAACCGCGCAGCAUCAUCAGGGUCCGUUGGGCUCGACUCCAGUGAGACUCCGUGGACUCCUGACGUACUUGACAAUAAAACCACGCUGCUGCUGUUCAUAAAGCCAGACAGGACUGGGGCUUCACGUUAACCCGGGAGAGGCAUGACGAUAAACAAUGCUGUAUCCUGACCCGGAGCCACAAACAACCCUCAGUAUUAGAGUAACAGUAGUUGCUUGAUUGUAAAGCUAUUUGCCAUUGAGACAAGCCAUUUCCUGCAGGAAACGUAUGUAUUGGAAUAACUAGGGCUAUACUUAAUGGUUAAAUACCUACUCUCUUACAAUAAAUGGCCUGUUGUUAAAUGCUCUUUUUCUAUUAUCGAGGCCUUUGUGUAGUAGUGCUGAAACAAGUUAUGAGUCAAUAAAUUAAGCAGUUUAAUUUUA